AGCGGUUAGACUACGUAGAACACAAGAAGAAGGGAGUGAAAGAAGAAAACUAAAAGAAGGACGAGAGGAGACAACAGUGCUGCUUCUGUGCAGGUUCAAUUGAAACGCAUUUGAGGAACCGGUGAUUGUGGACCAUGCUGAGGGCUUGUCUGAGAGGAGCUAAUGCCACAGCCCGGAAGAACUGCAGGAGAAGUCCUCUAACCAAUCUGCAACAAUGCCGGCACUACACAGCAGGAGAGAGCAGUGGGGCUGCUAAAGUGGUUGCUGCUGGCCUGGUGACAGUAGGCGGGGGCGUUGGAGGUGCAAUACUCUACGCAAAAUGGGACCACAAGUUCAGAGCCGCCGUGGAGAACAAUGUUCCAUACUCAGACUGGCUCCUGGGUUUGGCUCUGGGACCCGCUUCUCAAGGUGGCGUCAAGAAACAGACGGAGAUGGACCAGCCUUCCUCUAUGAUAGAGAAACCGGUGAAGGCACCCAAAGCGAAGAAGGGGAAGGAGGCAGAGAGUCCAGCCAAAGAGACGAGUCCCUUCCCAUCACAGCCUGCACAGAGCAUAGAGGAGGCUUCAGCAGAAGCUAGUCACAUCAUCUCAGCCAUCAGUGAGAUCCCUACAGUCCCUGCUCCAUGUGACACAGAGGCAGCAGCAGUCAAAGAGGAGUGCAAAGAGUGCCAUGACCAUCAGGAGCCUCCAGUGACAGCAAUGGUUCACCCUGAUGCUGAGGCCCCACUGAGAGAGAGACCAGUUGAGGAAGUGGCAGCUAGACUGGCUCAACAAGACCUGGAGGAACAGGACACCGUAGCAUCUGUAUCAGCUAGUCUUGAGGACUUCCUGGCCAGCUCGGCUAAAGCUACACUGCAGGCCAUUGGAGCUCAGGAGACAGCCCUGCAGGCGAUAGCACGGCACACACACUCACUGAAGGAGGCUAUGGAAGCAGAGGUCCCACCUGAGGAGAAGUCGGCCCAGUGGAAGGAUCUGGAAGCCGCUCUAGCUGAUAGAACCUCUGCUGUGAAUGAUGCUGGGACUGCUCUGUUGAAUGCCAAUGAAGCUCUGGACAGUCUCAAGUCAGAGAUUGACAAGUCUAAAGGGCUCAAGGUCUCUGCUGUUCGCCCCCUGGUUUUAGCAGCAGAGGAGAAUCUCCAUAACAUGGUGGUGGACUUGGACAAAGUGGUCACUAAGGUCCAGUCUGCAGAGUCAGAAUCUAAGAUCGUCUCCCAGUACAGUGAACUGGUUAAUGAAGCCAAACUACAGUUCCAGAGGGAAGUAAGCAGCCUUACACCAGAGAUCCAGGCCAACUGGAAGGGGCUCACUGGUAAACUGUCAGCGGAUGACCUGAACGCCCUGAUCGCCCACGCUCACCGUCGCAUUGACCAGCUGAACCGAGAGCUGGCUGAGCAGAGAGUCAGGGAGCAGAUCCACAUUGAUGCAUCGCUGGAGCAGCAGAAGCUGGAGGACCAGAAAGCCCUGGAGAAAGCUGUUCUCACUGCCGUGCAGCACAUCAAGGAGGACACCCGGCUGGAGCAUGAGAGGAAGCUGUCUGAAUUAAGGGACGUGAUGGAGGCAGAGAUGAGGACUCAGCUCAGGCGUCAGGCAGCUGCUCACACGGACCACGUCCAAGAUGUCCUCAAAGUCCAGGAGCAGGAGUUGAGAGCUGAUGCUGAACAGGUCCUGGGCAGCAAGAUGCUGGAGCAGGAGACCUCCUACCGUCAGCUAAGCCAGGAGCAGCUGGAUAACUUCACUCUGGACAUGAACACUGCCUACGCAAGACUGAAGGGGAUGGAGGAGGCCAUAGACAGCCAUGUGGUCGCCGAGGAGGAGGCCCGCAAAGCCCACCAGCUCUGGCUCUCUGUGGAGGCUCUCAACUACUCAUUAAAGACGGUGGAGGCUGACUCCCCCACUGUGCCUCUGGAGGGCGCUGCUCAGGCCGUGCGAGACAGCUGCCACGACAAUGACUUUGCCUUGGCUCUGGCAACGGCCCUUCCGGAAGAAUCCCUGCAGCGCGGCGUGUACAGCGAGGCCUCCCUCCGCGCCCGCUUCAACUCCCUUCGAUCGCUGGCCCGCCGCGUCGCCCUCGUCGAUGAAACUCACAACUCCUUGUACCAGUAUUUCUUGUCCUACCUUCAAGCGGCACUGCUGUUCGAGGCCAAACAGGAAGCCCCGCCCAGCCAGCUGAGUGGAGAGGAUUUAGACCCAUUCAAGCUUCUGUCAUAUGCUAGCUUCUGCUUAGAGCAUGGGGAUCUGGAGCUGGCAGCUAAACUGGUCAACCAGUUGAGAGGAGAGGCCAGGAGAGUGGUGGAGGACUGGCUGACUGAAGCCAGACUUACACUGGAGACCAGGCAGGUGGUCAGUCUGCUGUCUGCUUAUGCCAAUGCUGUGGGGCUAGGGACCACCCAGGCUCCCUAGGUAGCCACGCUUGUAACCUGGCAACCAUCCAUUGAAAGUCCCUCUGUUGAGCUGAUGUUUGAUGCUCACUAGAGAUUAUCAGUGGUGUAUUCCUCGAAGUUAACCAAGUGAUUUAUGUUCAGAUGUCACAUCAUUGUUUUAAAGUCACUAUGGAGGAUAUUUUGAAUAAUUGAAUUAAUGCACUUAUCAAUCUAGUCUUGUCAAUUUCGAUCCACAGGUUUGGGUCAGGUAUUUAUUCUGCCUCCCCCUAAAUCCCUCCCCUACCCCCACCCAGCCCUCCUCUGACCCUGAAUGAAGCCUCACACUAAAGAAUACGCCAUGCUGCAUUUCUUUUUGUCAAUACUGCACCAAUAAAUCAUAAACUAUG
This is a messenger RNA of Cyclopterus lumpus (lumpfish), 2766 nucleotides long. It is a transcript of the gene immt, whose product is annotated as inner membrane protein, mitochondrial (mitofilin). The coding region runs from base 135 to 2399 and encodes 754 amino acids. The transcript has 14 exons. Gene Ontology annotation, cellular component: MICOS complex. The record is from RefSeq and is a predicted model, not a curated record. Lineage: Eukaryota; Metazoa; Chordata; Actinopteri; Perciformes; Cyclopteridae. Gene Ontology annotation, biological process: cristae formation.